Striga asiatica is the source of this 918-nucleotide messenger RNA. NCBI's taxonomy places the organism in Eukaryota, Viridiplantae, Streptophyta, Magnoliopsida, Lamiales, Orobanchaceae. The record is from the annotation of a GenBank genome assembly.
AUGGAAUUGGGAAAUUCCACCGUCAAAACCCCAGAACCCGAAUCCGAGACCCGGAACCCGGCUCGGACCCAGCCGCCCGCAAAGGCGACACCUCUCAGCAACGGUGUGCUCAAACGCCACGCGCCGCCGCACCACCACCACCACAUCCCGGUGGUCGUCACCUACAGGGAGUGCCUGAAGAACCACGCCGCCAGCCUCGGUGGCCACGCCGUCGACGGAUGCGGCGAGUUUAUGCCCUCUCCGGCGUCCGACCCCGCCGAGCCCGCCUCCCUCACGUGCGCCGCGUGUGGAUGCCACCGCAACUUCCACCGCCGCGAGCCCGACGAGCCUCCGCUUCCGCCGCCCUCCGCGGUUCCGGCCCUCGAGUACCAACCCCACCACCGCCACCACCCCCCUCCGCCGCGCUCGGACAGCGGCGGGAGCCCGAGCGAUUCGCCGUCCCCGCCGCCGAUCUCCUCGUCGUACUACCCGUCGGCGCCUCACAUGCUGCUGGCCCUCAGCCACGGCCUGUCGGCAUCCCCCACCACCGGAUCCGUCUUCGCGUCCCCUCACGUGCCGGGAUCCGGCAGCCGGAAACGCCACCGGACGAAGUUCACCCAGCUACAGAAGGAGAAAAUGCUAGAUUUUUCCGAAAAAGUCGGGUGGAAAAUGCAGAAGAGGGACGACGGCGCCAUUAACGAGCUCUGCAACGAAAUCGGAGUCGACAGAGGGGUUUUCAAAGUGUGGAUGCACAACAACAAGAACAAUUACGGUAAGAAGGACAGCGACCCACCGGCGGCAGCCCCCGUCGCCGCCACAAACGGCAACGGCGUGAGCCGCCACCACCACGACGUCAAACAGAAUGCUCAUCCCCACCAUCUCCACGGAAGUACAACUGCUCAAGCUCUUGGUACAAAUGGCUCUUCCUCCUCUUCUUGA